Molecule: messenger RNA, 550 nt
Organism: Racocetra persica
Lineage: Eukaryota; Fungi; Glomeromycota; Glomeromycetes; Diversisporales; Gigasporaceae
Source: the annotation of a GenBank genome assembly
AUGUAUCAAAAUACCACACCAGAUCCACAAAAUCAACAACAACAAGAUCCUAGACAUCUUACAGAUGUGCUAAGUUAUUAUUUAGGGGAAAAUUUUUCACUUCCAGCAGGACAAAGUAGUUUACCAGUAUAUAUUAACCAAAAUCAAGAACAAACUGAAGAUAAACCAGACCUACCAGAACAAGACAAAGAUGUAGAAAUAGAUGAUCCUCAAGCAAAACAAUCUGAACAAACUCCUCCACCUAUAAUUAAUAAUUUAUUUGAUCAAUUAAAAAAAGAAAUUGAAGAAACCCAAAGACCUGAUGCAAUAAAAUUGAUUGAUAAUAGAAAUUUAGAUCAAAGAAUAAAUAAUUCAAAAUUAUUGCCAAAUUUAAUUAAUGAUUUACAAAAAUUAAGAAUAUUAAAAUUAGAUAAAUUACAUCUUGAACAAUAUGGUUAUUAUACUGAUUUAAAAGAUAAAACAGAAAAAAUUUUAACUUUGAAUAAUUUAUUUGAUACUAUCAACAAUGAUAAGAUUUUAACAACCAUACAAAUAUCAAUUUUAUUAAAAA